CCGCCGUGGAAUGUAUCUCAACCAACAGAGCAAACAGCAUUCACCGUUCAGCGGGGUCCAUCCGAACAGCUCCAACUGGCGGGGUGUCUUAUCGCCCUUAUCGCCACGGCUAAACCUUCCUCCCAACGCCACAGGCACACAUGUAAGAUCACCACCUCAACACCACGGAGUUCUACCCGCUCAACAACAUCCAGAUGCAUCCAGCACCAUCACAGCUCUUUUGCCUCUUCCGCCCGGCUCUCCCACCCCCGAGCAUCUCACCACCUCACACCACCGCUUUCCCACGGUCCAACCUCAGGCUCAUGCCAGCUCGGCAUAGCACACCGCUCUAACCAAGGCCCGAGCGCUCCUCAUCUCAACGCUGCGCAGUGGCUGAUGGGAUCCCCAAAGCCGAAGCUUGCUCUGUACCUGCGGCCGGCGUGUGGCUUGACGAUCCACCCGAAGGAUGGGUACGGAGGUACAUGUCUCGGAUGUCCGUUUUCAUUCGCUCAACGAAAGAAAAACA
Molecule: messenger RNA, 505 nt
Organism: Mytilinidion resinicola
Lineage: Eukaryota; Fungi; Ascomycota; Dothideomycetes; Mytilinidiales; Mytilinidiaceae
Exons: 2
Coding region: 11-319 (102 amino acids)
Source: RefSeq, a predicted model, not a curated record